Daldinia caldariorum is the source of this 2100-nucleotide messenger RNA. RefSeq names its product MFS general substrate transporter. The transcript has 2 exons. Gene Ontology annotation, biological process: transmembrane transport. The coding region runs from base 509 to 1834 and encodes 441 amino acids. Lineage: Eukaryota; Fungi; Ascomycota; Sordariomycetes; Xylariales; Hypoxylaceae. The record is from RefSeq and is a predicted model, not a curated record. Gene Ontology annotation, molecular function: transmembrane transporter activity. Gene Ontology annotation, cellular component: brush border membrane.
AAAGGGUUUAGGUUAGGUACCUAGGUAGUUGUAUACAAUUUAUGCGACUUAUUCGACUUAUGCGUGUGGGGUCGUUUGUAGUGGUAAGACAGGUACCUAUUAAAUAACCACUCAGCGUCCACCUGUUGAGCAAUUACCUAAGGCUACCUGGUACCUGUACCUAACGGGAAGCCAAACGGGAACGGAACUUACACUGUACAACAUCCGUUAGCUCCCCCGCUCGUGUUUCGUUUUCGGGUUGUCUUGGUGUUUCGUUUCAUCCCGUUAAAUUCACCAAUUUUAGCUUUCUAAAAAUCCGUUAACGCGCGCCCCCGUAGGCUCCGGGUCCCGUUUCAAUUUAUUUCGUGGCUUCUUUAAACGGGCGGGUCCCAUCUACUUGUUUCCAAGUUCCAUUUGCUUUAGGUACCUAUCCUUCAAUCUUCUUUCGAUCGGCUGGUCCGUUGUGUCAUCUAUUACCUACCUGGUAUUUCCUUACAUCUCGUACCUCAACAAACACAAACUUCACACGAUGGCAGCUGUCGAACCAAACACCCGGAAAAGGGUGCUCAAGGUCAUCUUCAUAUCCUUGCUUCUAGACCUCAUAUCGUUUACUUUUAUCCUACCUCUCUUCCCAAAGCUCCUCGAAUUCUACCGAAAUAGCGAAGCCGGCGACAAUUCACAGUCGACACUACUCGCCAAGAUUCUCGGUGGUCUCAACACGUACAAAUCCGCCUUCGCGAAACCUAUCGAUUCGCGAUACGAUAUUGUCCUGCUCGGCGGUGCCUUAGGGAGCUUGUUCUCUUUGCUUCAGGCCAUAGCCUCUCCCGUUAUUGGACACUUGUCCGACAAAUAUGGCAGAAGGGCGGCGCUUCUUGCCAGCAUGGCUGGAAACAUCCUGUCGGUUCUCCUUUGGGUAGUAGCUGUGGAUUUCAGGACCUUCCUUGCCUCACGCGUUGUAGGUGGCUUGUCUGAGGGCAACGUACAACUCGCUACAGCCAUUGCGACUGAUAUCUCGGACGAGAGCAGCCGUGGCUCGACCAUGGCCCUCAUAGGCGCUUGCUUUUCCAUCGCCUUCACAUUCGGCCCGGCUCUCGGCGCAUACCUGAGUUCCAUUGCAACAGUGGCCGCGAACCCUUUUGCAACAGCUGCCGGCGUGUCUCUGUCCCUGAUUGUGCUCGAGACGAUUUACCUUUACUUCGCCUUGCCCGAGACUCUACCAAGCCAGACGGAAAAGAAGGACACGAAAAAACCAGCGAAGCCAGCCGCGGUGACGCGUACAAACUCCCACUUUCUGCUGAACUUGGUACACUUCGCUUUUCUGCUGUUUUUCUCGGGGAUGGAAUUCUCCCUGCCCUUCAUGACGUACGACCUCUUCCAGUACAGCUCGGCCCAAAACGGCCGACUGCUAGGUUAUGUGGGCCUCAUUGCCUCCAUCUUACAGGGUGGAGUCACCCGCCGACUUCCGCCGCUUCUGACUGUGCGGAUCGGUGUCACUGCAUGCUUAGUGGCCUUCGUCAUGCUCGGGCGUAUCAGCACGAUCGGAUCGCUCUAUCUCGCCGCUACCUGCUUGGCGACCACCUCAGCCACGGUCGUUAGCGGUCUUAACACACUGAGCAGCUUCGAAGCUAACGAGGAUGAGCGAGGAGGCAAGCUAGGCAUUCUUCGGAGUUACGGCCAGCUUGGAAGAGGCUUGGGUCCUAUUCUGUUCACUAGCGUGUACUGGUGGGCGGGUAGAGAAGUUGCGUACGCCGGAGGAGCUUUAGGUAUCUUGGGCGUCACGUUACUGGUAUUCGCCGGGCUCAAGUCUCCUCCCGGUUCGCUGAAGCAGGUCAAGUCGGAGAAGAAGGAAUUAUAAAAAAGUUGCUACUGAUUUAAGCACGCUGUAAUAUAUCAAAAAAAGCUCUCGGCUCGUUUGCUGGAUGAUCAUAGAACAUUAGGAUAAGACUUGUUAGAAUAGCGUUGGAACAAGGCGUAAUCACUUAGUAGUACUUACCUAAUGCAAUGGUUAACCAGGUGCUCAUUAUGCCUCGUCUGGCUUAGACAGCCUAGUACUAACUAGUCCUAAGCAAAAUCCAAUUUUCAGCAACCGUCUUCGCUUUCGCAAUCUUUACUCGAUCUAAU